Molecule: messenger RNA, 13401 nt
Organism: Symphalangus syndactylus (siamang)
Lineage: Eukaryota; Metazoa; Chordata; Mammalia; Primates; Hylobatidae
Gene: THOC7
Product: THO complex subunit 7
Biological process (GO): mRNA export from nucleus; mRNA processing
Cellular component (GO): THO complex part of transcription export complex
Source: RefSeq, a predicted model, not a curated record
GCGGGGAGCGCGAGUCCCGCGGCGGCGGCGGCGCGGCGCGGCUCAGGCGUCGGAGCAGGCGGCCGCGGGCGCCGCCGCCUCCUCCUCCAUGGCUGUUUACCCGGCUGCAUUGUGGGAGUUUGACCUCCGCCGCCGCCAACCGCCGCCUCAGCUUGCGCCGCCGCCGCCGCCGCGCACGCCAUGGGAGCCGUGACUGACGACGAAGUUAUACGGAAGCGUCUCCUCAUUGAUGGAGAUGGUGCUGGAGAUGAUCGGAGAAUUAAUCUGCUAGUGAAGAGUUUCAUUAAAUGGUGCAACUCUGGGUCCCAGGAAGAGGGAUAUAGCCAGUACCAACGUAUGCUGAGCACGCUGUCUCAAUGUGAAUUUUCAAUGGGCAAAACUUUGCUAGUAUAUGAUAUGAAUCUCAGAGAAAUGGAAAAUUAUGAAAAAAUUUACAAGGAAAUAGAAUGUAGCAUAGCUGGAGCACAUGAAAAAAUUGCUGAAUGCAAAAAGCAAAUUCUUCAAGCAAAACGAAUACGAAAAAAUCGCCAAGAAUAUGAUGCUUUGGCAAAAGUGAUUCAGCACCAUCCAGACAGGCAUGAGACAUUAAAGGAACUAGAAGCUCUGGGAAAAGAAUUAGAGCAUCUUUCACACAUUAAAGAAAGUGUUGAAGAUAAGCUGGAAUUGAGACGGAAACAGUUUCACGUUCUUCUUAGUACCAUCCAUGAACUUCAGCAAACAUUGGAAAAUGAUGAAAAACUCUCAGAGGUAGAAGAAGCUCAGGAAGCAAGCAUGGAAACAGAUCCUAAACCAUAGACAGGCUAAUUGCCCACCACUCCUAGGAAUAUUGAAAUAGCUACAUGACCAUAAUGUGUUUAAAAUGUGGUAUGCUCUUGAGAUAUUUAAAGUUUUGGCAGUACAAUACUCUGUUUUUAAGUAUGAAUGUAUUUCAUUCAUAUUUCCUCACACAAAGGAAAAUGACUUCAGUAUAGAUUUGUUUUUAUUAAAAUGCAUUUUUUAUUCUUAAGUGGUAGGAAGCAACAUCCAAAAAUGCUUAAUAACAUGCUUUUAACCUGCAUAUGUUUGUGCUCAUUAAUAUUCUAGGUAGUUUUUAACUGGUAACAUUGAUUGGCUUACAAAAUAAGUUGAAAAUUGUUAGAAGCUGGCAUUUCUAGGAUGUACAUGGGAAAAUGGGCCAAUUUCUGGAAAUGGUUACACUUCUGAAAACAGAGUGUAGGAAGAGGCUUUAGGAGGACCAUGAACCUGUGAAAUUACAUGCAAAAUGUUAGUGGUGUAUGCUUAUUGUGGAGAGAGGUUCCAGGCUGUUAAAAGUCGCUGGUAUGAGAGGUAAUUAUAAGAUACAAAGUAAAAUAAUGCACAUUACUUUCUAUUAUCUCUCCUUAGUAUGUGAGGAAUAUGGUUCUCAAAUGUUUUGUUGAUCUGUUUUCUCUACUGUUUUGUUCUUUAGGAAUCAUUUUCAAUAGAAAAAAUGUAUUGAUAAAGUGAAGAGUUGUUUGAAGUAAAUAGUUUGUUAAGAUUGUCUUGCAUAGGCCAGGCACGGUGGCUCACACCUGUAAUCCCAGCGCUUUGGAAGGCCGAGGCGGGCAGAUCACCUGAGGUCAGGAGUUCGAGACCAGCCUGACCAACCCCGUCUCUACUAAAAAAAAAUAUAAAAUUAGCCUGGUGUGGUGGCACAUGCCUAUAAUCCCAGCUACUCAGGAGGCUGAGGCAGGAGAAUCACUUGAACCCAGGAGGCGAAGGUUGUGGUGAGCCAAGGUUGUGCCAUUGCACUCCAGCCUGGGCAACAAGAGUGAAAUUCUGUCUAAAAAAAAUAAAAAAGAUUGUCUUGCAUAAAGAAUUUAUAAUCUUUUUAAAAAUUAAGCUAAGGCUGAAUCACUUGUAAUUUUCUUAAGUAUUUCAUUAUAUGUGUGAUACUUGUUCAGCUCCAUCCUUAUCCAUUUAUUUUAGUUCAGAAACAUGACACUUUGCAUGAAUCAUGCCUUAAUGAUGUUACAUUUUUGUAAUUUUAAUAAUAAUUUUUAUCUUUAAAAAUGAAAGUUUAAAAUUAGCUCAGUUGUAGUCAUAUUAAAAGUGUCAUAAUACCUAUAAAUGCUUCCUCUAAUUUCAUCUGGCAAGUCAUGGGAGAAAUUUCUUUGCAGAAUUGCUAUGCUGUGACAAAUGUUUUUAUUUUCCAUUAUUAGUAAGAAUUAUGAGACAAAAAUUUGCCUAUACUGACUCAGAAUUAAAAAUCCAUUUUUCUUUUUUUUUCUUUUCUGUGACAGGGUCUUGCCCUGUCAUCCAGGCUGGAGUGCAGUGGCUUGAUCACAGCUCACUGUAGCCUUGACCUCCCAGGCUUAAGCAAUUCUUCUAUGUCAGCCUCCCGAGUAGCUGGGACUACAGGCAACACAUCGCCAUACCCAGCUAAUUUUUAAAAAUUUUUCGUAGUGACAGAUUCUCACUAUAUUGCACAAGCUGGUCUCAAACUCCUGGGUUCACAUGACCCACCCACCUUAGCCUCCCAAAGUGCUGGGAGCAUAGACGUGAGCCACUGUGCCCCAAAUACCAGUUUUUCAAAAAAGUUAUUUAUUUUUUAAAGGACUAUUGGGUAGAAUUUUUUUUUAAAAUGCUGCCUUCGUAUCCCCACCCCCAUUGAUUAAUUCACUAGAGAGAUUUAUUCAGGAUUAAGUACCAAAAGAUAAGAAUCUCUUGGAAGACAACUUUUAUUUAUUUAUUUAUUUUCGAGAUGGAGUCUUGUGCUGUCGCCUAGGCUGGAGUGCAGUGGUGUGAUCUCAGCUCACUCCAGCCUCUGCCUCCCAGGUUCAAGCAAUUCUCCUGCCUCAGCCUCUCGAGUAGCUGGGAUUACAGGCGCCUGCCACCACGCCUGGCUAAUUUUUGUAUUUUUAGUAGAGAUAGGGUUUCACCAUGUUGGCCAGGCUGGUUUUGAACUCCAGACAUCAAGGGAUCCACCCGCCUUGGCCUCCUAAAGUGCUGAGAUUACAGGCAUGAGCCACCAUGCCCAGCCUAGGGAAGAUAACUUUUAAAGAAUCGGGAACAAAGUCAGAAGCAGCAGCAGGUACAUGGGAAACACACAUUUUUUAAUUUAUACUUCAUCAUGGUUCUCUUGGAUAUCCUCUGGAACUGUUUAGAAGACUGAAGAAUUUCAUCCCCCAGAAACUCACACUGUUGAAGCUCAGCAUGUCUUUGGGCCAAUAGCUUCAUGGAUUUAUCAGUCACUGUUUCUAUGAGGUCAUCCACCUAUGACAGAUAAAUACAAAGAAAUGAAGCCAUGUGUUGGAAAGCCUUGUCAAAAUCAAAGGGGUAGUUGCUUUUCCUGAGAGAAGAGUUCUGGAACUGGUGGACAUUUUGCAAGUCUUAAAAUAUUAUUCUAAUUCAAGUCAUAGCAAAUGGAGCUUGAAAGCGUACAUUUACCACCCAGUGAUAAAGACGAUCUCAGUUCUUCUGAAAAGAAACCUAUGUAUAUGCCUUCAUUUUAAUUGAAUUCAUUUAAUAUUUAUCAGCUACACACCAUCAUCCUAGGUGUCCUUAGCAAUCCUUUAGCCACUUUCAGAAUGCCCCCCUUGCUAACAUUAUUUCUUAAUGCUAAUCAUUAAUUUCAUCCCACAACCAUGCUGUCUAGCAGGGCUGUGCGUUUGCUUAAGCCUGGCUGUCUGAUGCUUCUGAGACUCAAAAGUUAAAAGCCUUUGUCCACUACCUGCAUUUGAAGCUUUCCUACUGUCAAGUCUGAUUUUUGAAGGAUGUUUUCCAUGCCACGCUUCUUUUUUUUAAGUGCUGGAAAGUAUGGUCUCUUUUUUGGUGAAUAUGGCCCCUAUGGUAAAAAUGCAAAACACAUCAGAUUAGGAACUACCAACAUUAUUUAUGUGAUGGUGCUUAAACAAGAGUUCUCACCCCUGGGACAUUAUCUUAUAAACUGAACAUUUGCCACAUAACAAUAUUGGAUUGGAGACUGUAUUCAUAUUAUUCUCCACACCCCAAGUAUCUUCUUUGUGCUUAGAGCUCUCUUUGAAGAGAUCUAUAGGGUGCAGAGAAAUGAGAUUGUCUGGCUCUGAAAGAAUAUACAGCAUCAGGGAAAAAGCAGGUCAUUCAUAAGGGGAAGAAGAAAUUGCCUCUGCAGCUGCUGAGCACAGUGAGAGUGUGGGGCCGUUGUGGACCAGUGCCCCAGAAAGCUCAUUAUCAGUGGAUCUAGUUGUUAAUUUGGUCUCGUUUCUGCAGGUUUCCUUAUUUUCACGGCAGUCAUGUCUUCAAACAUAAAAAGAAAGCUCUGGGUUCUUUUCACCCCAUGCCUGAUACUUUUCCCAUUGUCCCUGGCUUACUGGUUACAAGUACCUGUCCUAAUAUAGUGUUGCAAUUGGAAAUCAUUCCCAGGUCAUGGCUCCAAGCUAAUAUGCCCUUUUUAGUCUUACUGAGUUUACUCUUCCUUCCCCUUGUGCUUAAUAAUUAGCAUUAGGACUAUUGUGAGACCUACACAAAGUAGGAUAUGGGACCACAUCUGGGUCCUACCCUUUGCCUUUACAAAUGGAGUCUGCUGAACCACUGCUACCCUGCCAGCUUGCCCAGCUCAAAUGUCACUUGCAGAAUCUUCCCCGAUCUAUCUAAAGUAAGACCCCUCUUUUUCCUCUUUCGUAAAACCCAGUAUUUUUUCCUGUUAAGCACCUAGCAUAGUAGCAUCCUUGGCAGUUACUACGUUAUGUCUGUGUUUAUUGAAUACAACUAUGGUAAAAUCUAGUGCCUAGGCAAGUUUUGUAAAGCAGGACUAGUUGGGGCUGGUAUGGACUGAAGAGACCACACCUCUUGCAGUACCCUGGUGCAGCUCCUGCUUGUUGCCAUGAGGAAUUGGCCUAGUAUUUUCAAAUCUUUUUAUUUUUCAAAAGAAAGUUGAAAACCCAGAAUUGUAUUAGAAAUAUCCUAAUUUUUAAAUGUAGACAAUUAAUUCAAAUACAUAUAUAUAUUUUAGGAUGAGGUCUCACUCUGUUGUCCAGGCUGGAGAGCAGUGGCAUGAUCAUGGCUCACUAAAGCCUCGACCUCUGUGGGCUCUGGUGAUCCUCCCACCUCAGCCUCCUGAGGAGCUGGGACUAAAAGUGUGUACCACCAUGCCCAGGUAAUUUUUAUAUUUUUUUUGUAGAGAUGGGGUUUUGCCAUGUUGCCCAGGCUGGUAUCAACCUCCUGAGCUCAAGUGAUCCUCCCUCACCAGCCUCCCAAAGUGCCAGGAUUACAGACAUGAGCCACCACACCCAGCCAAUUCAAAUAUAUUUUUGAGAACAUUCUGAGGGCUAAACAAAACAUUUUUAUAGCUAGUUGACAACCUCUGAUCUAACACCUUUGAUGGACAGAAAUUCUUAAUCAUAGCCAAAUUGCUUCGUCUUUAUGAUUAUUGUUAUGUGUGUCCUAAGAAGUGUUUCUCUAUCCUGAAGUCAUGAAGAUAUUCUUAUUGUCCUCCAGGAGUUUUAAGAUUUUUGCCUUUUCCACUCAAAUCUAUAACUGAACAGAAAUUAAUCUUUGUAUAUGGUGUGAGAUAGGGAUCAAUUUUCAUUUUUUUCUAUAUGAAUGCCCACUUGUUCCAGCAACAUUUGUUCAAAAGAUUACCCUUACCCCACUGCUGUGUGGUGCUAUGGUUUAAUGUCUAUCUCUUCUAUUUGACUGUAAGUUCCACAGAAGCAAGACCAUGUCCAUUGGAUCACCCUAUACCCCCCAAACCUACAAACUGCCUAAAACAUAAUAGGGGCACAAUGAAUACGAACCUAGCACACAAAAGGCAAAAAUUCAAAACUAAUAUCAGUGCACUCUGACAGUGGUGUUCCAGAGCAGCACUGUUCACUGUAACUUUCUGUGAAGAUGGAAAUGUUCUCUAUCUGUGCUGUAUAGGACAGCCACUAACUAGGUGUGAUUAUUGGCCAUUUGAAACGUAGCUAGUGCAACUGGGGAACUGCACUUCUAAUUUUAUUUAAUUUUAAUUAACAUAGGUGGUGACAUGUAGCUAUUGACUAGCAUAUUGGACAGUAUAGUUAAUCUAUAGCAUCGCAAUUACUACUAAGGACUCUAGAGCCAGGUGUUCCCGGGUUUGAAACUUGGCUCUGUCACUUACGUGGGCAAAUUACUUAAACUCUCAGUACCAUCCCUAAAAUAAGAAUAAUAUUGCUACCUACAUUAUAGGGCUGUUGUAAGGAUUAUCUGAGUUGAUAUUUUUAAAGCACUUAGAGUUUGGAACAUAGCUUUAAGGUAAGUCUUAUAUCUAAAAUAAUAGUUCAUGGUUCUAUUUUUGAAAAAUAGUCUGGGCAAUUUAGGAUCAAACAUACAUACGUGGCCGGUCACGGUGGCUUACAUCUGUAAUUCCAGCACUUUGAGAGACCAAGGCAGGUGGAUCACUUGAGGCCAGGAGUUCGAGACGAGACUGACCAACAUGGUGAAACCCUGUCUCUACUAAAAAUACAAAAAUUAACCAGGCAUGGUUGUGCACUCCUGUAGUUCCAGUUAGAUGGGAGGCUGAGGUAAGAGAAUCACUUGAACCCAGGAGACGGAGGUUGCAGUGAGCUGAAAUUGUGCCACUGCACUCCAGCCUGGGCAACAGAGUGAGACUCUGUCUCAAAACAAACAAACACGCACAAAAAAACCCAUGCUUACCUAUGGAUAAGUAAAAGCAUUGGUUUGGAGAGUCCUAGAUAAUCUACGCUGCACUUUCUGUGUUGUACAUACGGCUGUUUACAUUUCAGUUUCAAUGAAAAUUAAGAUUAAAAAUUCAGCUCCUCAGUUGCACUGACCACAUUUCAAAGUCUCAAAGCCAAAUGCGGCUAACGGCUACUAUAUUGGACAAUGUACACUUACAUCUCCACCGAAAGUUCCAUUCGACAGUGCUGGUCUAAUGAGUUCCACUCCACAUAGUAUGUACAGAUAGGCCAGAAUGCUAAUAUACUAACAUUUGAAGAGUGAGAAAGUCAGUUAUAAAAAUCCAAACUCCACUGUUGCCCAGAUGUAGUAGAAGCUGAACAAUUUGAGCUUAGAAGUAGAAGAAUCUGACCCAGAGAGUACCCUAAAUUCUUGGAGAGGAGACAGAAGCAGCAGAUUUAAAGGGCUUAUUGUGGAGGACUCAUGGUGGGAGAGAACUUGGUUUUUGCAAAAUCUCUAGACAUUGAGUUAUGUGUAAGUCUUCAGAGGCAAAUUUGUUUAGCGUUUUACCUUUUGCAGUCCUGAAGGAAGAGAUGUCACAGAUAACCGCUUGGUGGUUCUCCUGGCCCGAAGGAGUGUAUUUCCCUGGGUUAUCUCCUCUGUCUCUGCCUCUACAACAUCAAGUUGUAUAGUCGCUUCGAGAAAGGGGGAUAAAGGAAUCUGUAAGGAUCACAAUGAGGAACACAUUCUUCCUAUUAAAAAUACAGUAUUCUUAGAAGACAGCAUCACAUGCUGCUUCAGUAGCUUUUUUUCUUUAGAGUUAAAAAUAAAAAAUUGAUUUGCUCUUCCCAAUCUUACACUUUCUCCUGCACACAUUUGCCUUUUGUUAUGGUCAUGACCUAAGUGGACACCAACCCAGUCUUUGACAAGGUAGCUACCUCUGUCUCUCUUCGAGAUUUAAGUUUUUCCCCUGAACCAUUGUAGAAUUAGAAAAGUAACCCUCUAACAUGCAAGGCCCUCCCUUGGGUAUUCAUUGUGGAUUAAAGCAAAUUUUCUAUCUAUUUUCGAGAAAUGUGGCUCAAGGCUCGAUCAUUUACAUACCAUUGAUUUGUCUUUCCUAUAUCCAGGAGCCAGGUGAACUUUGGAUUCCUUAGCAUUUUAAAACAUAUCAAUUCAGUUCUUAACUCCAUAAAUGUAUUUAUAAAGGAAACUUUAAAACACUACCAUAAAUUAUGACUAGUAUCAUAAAUAGGCAUUAAAAUUAAAUACUAUGUUAUUUUUUGCAGAAGGCACUAAACCUGAGGUUACUCUCUUUUUCUUUUCUUUUUUCUUUUUUUUUUUUCUGAGACGGAGUCUCGCUGUGUCGCCCAGGCUGGAGUGCAGUGGUGUGAUCUAGGCUCACUGCAAGCUCUGCCUCCCGGGUUCAGGCCAUUCUCCUGCCUCAGCCUCUCGAGCAGCUGGGACUACAGGUACUCUCUUUUUCUUAAAAAAGGGGGUCACUAAAUGAGACAUUUUCCUUGAUGUAUUCAAAAGGAUGACAGCAUUGGGGAAAGGGUGUUUGCAAUUUGCUGUGUGUUACACUGUUCCUUCAUGCUGUGUGCACACCUAAAAUCAUCUUGUUGCUUAAAGUCCAUUGAUAAGGACUUCUCUGGGAGCCUCAGACCUCAAUGAAUACAUUAGCCUACUUGACACUUCCACUUGGCUAUUUGGCAGGGACCUCAAGUCAGCAAGUCUAGCUGGAACUCAUGACUUAUUUUUCAAUCCAGGUCCAUUGCUCCUUAUCUUAGUUUAUGAUGCCUCCACCUUCAAAGCAAGUGCUCAAUCCAGAAAUUCUUCCCUCUCCCCCACCCUUCACUGUCCAACUCUUCCCCAACUGUUGUAACUUCUACCUAUGCUUAUUUCUCCCUUUAUCUCGCCAUUCCCACUGCCAUGACUAAUCCAAGCUAAUGUCAUUCCUUGCCUGAAAGAAUGUACGGGUGCUUAUUGUUCUUCCUGCAUUUGCGCUUACCCUCAUCCAAUCCACUCUACACUAAAAGAUAGCCAAAGCUAUCUUUUAAGAAUGCAAAUCAGAUUAUAUAAAUCCCCAGCUUGAAAGUAUCCAAUGGUUUCUUAUCACCCUUAGAAGAAAGUUAAAAAUUCUCAAUGUGUGCUAUGACAGGCACCCUUACAACCUAAUUCAACCAGCCUCUCCUUAGCUCUCUGUGUUCCAGCCUCCACUGGAUUUCUUUCAUUUCCUAAUUGUGCCUGGUGCUCUUGAUAUUGUGACUUGAACAUGCUCUCCCUUAUUCCUGGGAAACUGUUCUCCCCGCUCCACCUUGUGUAAGCCAUCUUUAUGUCUUAGACAUCCUUCAGAUUUCAAUUUAGUUGUCCCUUCCUUGGGGAAGCCUUUCCUGAGACCCCUCCCCUAAAGUUAGAGCACCCAUGAUUUCUUUCAAUAGCAUCCUGUGCUCUUGGAACAAAUGUAAUUUUCUGCAUGUUUGAAAGCCCCUCUAUGCUAUAACUCCACGAGGGACGGACUAUGUCUGUCCUAUAUGCUACUCUAUCCCAAAUAUUGUGGCUGUCUUGUAAUAAGUACUUAGCAGAUAUUUGUUAAAUAGAUAAAAACACGUUUUGAAGGUCAGCAGGGAAGAGCAACUGAUUUUGGGCCACAACAAAGGGUAUUAAUGUUUGAGCUACAUCCUAAAGGAUGAGCAUUUUUUCUGGAGAAAUCUUAGUUGAUAUUUGUUAUUCUAACUAAGAUAAAAAUAAACCAGUGCACAGAUUAAGAGUAGAAAUUUGAUCCUCUGUUUUCUGCUGGAUUCUUCAAUUCCAGCCCCAGCAAUAUAGAAGCAUAUCCUCUUUGUUCUUUCCAACAGAAAUAUACAGCUCAAUCCAUACCACGUAGUUGCUAGAUGCUUGGAUGCUUGUAUUAGUGACCGCUUUUUCCAGAACACAGAGUUUGUUUGAAAGUAGUUGGCUGGAAACCAUCAGGUUUUGUUUUUUUUUUCCUGGAAAAAGCACACAUCAGUUUUGUUGCCUGAUCAUGGUGUGUAAAAUGUGAGGUUGUAUGUAUAUUUACAUAUACUAUAAGAGCUGUGUGUUUCCUGAUUCUGUGCUGUGAAGGACAUUAAAAAGCUACAGAGGAUAUAUAGAGCAGUGAAAUUAUUCUGUAUGAUACUGUAAUGGUGGAUGCAUGUUAUGAUAGGGUAUGACAUAAAAGUAGGUAUUUGUCAAAUCCCACAGAACUGCACAAUAUAAAGGGGGAACCCUAAUGUAAACAAUAACUUCAGUUAAUAAUAGUAAUAUAUCAAUAUUGGUUCAUUGAUUGUAAAUGUACCACUGUAAAGCAAGAUGUUAAUAAUAGGAGCUAUGGGAAUCAGGGAAGGGAGGGCAUAUAUGGGAACUCUACAUUUUCUGUUCAAUUUUUCUGUAAAUAUAAAAGUGCUAUAAAAAUAGACUUUUUCUUUUCUUUUCUUUUCUUUUUUGAGACAGGGUCUCUUUCUGUUGCCCAGGCUGGAGUGCAGUGGCAUAAUCUCGGCUCAUGCAAUCUCCGACUCGCAGAUUCAAGCGAUUCGCCCACCUCAGCUCCCCUAGUACGGAAUACAGGCACAUGCCACCAUGCCUGACUAAUCUUUUUUGUAUUUUUGGUAGAGAUGGUUUCACCAUGUUGCCCAGGCUUGUCUCAAACUCCUGGGCUCAAGUGAUCCAUCCGCUUUGGCCUUCCAAAGAACUGGGAUUACAGACGUGAGCCACUGCUCCCGGCCUAGACUCCAUUUAUUUUUUUGAAAGCUACAGACAACAAUGCAAACGUUGGUAGUAUUGUUAGUCAUGACUCAUAGGAUGCCAAAUGGCAUUAUUACUAGUUGCAAAGACGACUUAAAGUUAACAGUUCAAAUAUUGAUUCUUUCACACAGUACAUAGAAAGUAGAUGCAAUAAAGGUGAGCAUUCUUUAUGACUUACCAGUUAUACAUUUUAUUCAUUUAAUUCUCACUACCCCCUCCACUGUUAGAAGUAGCCAUGUGAAAGUCUGCAUCACUACUUUUUCCAGAAACAAAACCAAAAAUCCCCCUUGAGUUUGACUUUGCAAUAAAUAUAUACAUGUAUAUAUGAAUAUACACACACGUAUAUAUUUAAAUAAACAGUGACUUUAAACUGAUUAGAACACUGUUUAAUUGAACUGGGAGGAACCUCCAAGGCAAUCCAAUUCAGUGCUUCUCAAAAGGUAUGAGCAAGGUCAGGCGUGGUGGCUCACACCUGUAAUCCCAGCACUUUGGGAGGCCGAGGCAAAUGGAUCACCUGAGGUCAGGAGUUCAAGACCAGCCUGGCCAAUAUGGUGAAACCCCAUCUCUAGUAAAAAUACAAAACUUAGCUGGGCGUGGUGGCACGCUCCUGUAGUUCCAGCUACUCAGGAGGCUGAGGGAGGAAAAUUGCUUGAACCCGGAAGGCAGAGGUUGCAGUGAGCCGAGAUCAUGCCUCUGCACUACAGCCUGGGUGAUAGAGCGAGAUUCCAUCUAAACACACACACACUCACACACACACACACACACAAAACGGUAUGAACAUACAAGCCAACUGAGGAUCUUGCUAAAGUGUGGCUUCUGACUCAGAAGGUCCCAGGUAGGGCCUGAGAUUCUGCAUUUCAGACAAGCUCCUCAGGGAUACCAUACUGGUGUAGCGUGAUAAUCCAUUCUAAUUUCACUCUUCCUCUUGGCCUCAACCCAAAGACAAAUUGCCCAAAUUUGGUUACCAUUCUCUGACAGCUUUCUCAUUUUUGCUGUAAAUAACUUGGGAGAUGGAAACUCCUUGACAAUCCUAGGGAUUCGAAGGCUCUGCGUGUUUGACAGGAGGGCUUCCUUAUGGUCAGUGGAGCCCUCUUGGCUGGCACUUGCUGACUUGCUUCUAUAUUUGUAGGACAGCAUCCUCCCAAAAGCAGUCUUCACUUUCGUCUUCAAAUUACUUUUCUGAUUUUGCUGGCUUUCAUGAAAUCCCAUGUCACUAUCACUGGAUGAUUCCUCUUUAGGGACCAAUACAUUUUGUUUUAGUAAGUUGGUAGACACAGCUCUGUGCCAUCUAAACAAAAUAAAAAUGGUUCAUAUUAGGGAAACUGUAAAGUUAAAAGUGAAAAAUUUAAAUCAUUAAAACACAAACUUCAAAUGUGAACCAAUUAUACAAUUCAGAAGAAAAAAAAGAAAUUGAAGACCAAGAAUCAAAUCACAGAAAAACAAAGCCAAAGCAACUACUUGGUGUUUUGUUACCAAAUUAUAGUAAUCUGGCUGCUAUUUAAUUUAAACACAGUACUGUUAGAGGUAGGUUAUAUUAUUAUCUUCAUUUUACUUAUGAGUAAACUGAGACAUAGGUUAAAUUAAUUGACCAAGGGCUGAAUGCAGACUUCAAUCCAGGUCUGACUGUUGGAAUCCAUUAACUUAUAUUGGCAAACUGGCAAUCUUAUUUCAGUGAUAGUUUGAAAUGGUUUUUGCUAGAUUUGGCAGUUUCAAAGGGAAAGUAGUAAAAGAUGAGAGAGUCUGCUAGGGUAGUCAAUAAGGAGUAACCUCCAAGGCCCCAUAAAUACUGCAUUUACAUAAAACACUCAUUUAGAUAACAUACUGUAAACUCAUAUAUAGUGACUAUGUGUACCAUCUUCAUAAUUUUGGCAUAUUUUAUUUUACACAAUAGACUAAACAAUAGACAACAUUUCCUGAUAGCUUUCUGUGUGCUAAACACUCUUCCAAGUGCUUUCAUGUGUAUAACAUAAUUUAAUCUUUAUAUUCUCAUCUCUGCUUCACACAUGAAGAAAUUAAAGCUUGGAGAGAUUAAACAAUUUAUGUCCAGAUUAUCUAUCUGAUCCUGAGGUCUGUGUUGUUAACUACUAUGCUAGAGUAUCACCUAUACCGUGAUACAAUUAUUACCUAAUAUUCUUCCUCAAUUAACUAUUUUUUGUUAGCUUCACCCAAAGUAAUAAUAUCCAUGAAAUUUCGGUGUUUUUAAAAUUAAAAUUUUGAUGUUGAGAUCAUUAUAGUUCCACAUGCAAUUCUAAGAAAUACAGGGAGGGGGCCAGGCGUGGUGGUUUACGCCUGUAAUCCCAGCACUUUGGGAGGCCGAAGCGGGCAGAUCACGAGGUCAGGAGAUCAAGACCAUCCUGGCUAACACGGUGAAACCCUGUCUCUACUAAAAACACAAAACAUUAGUCGGGCGUGGUGGCGGGCGCCUGUAGUCCCAGCUACUUGGGAGGCUGAGGCAGGAGAAUGGUGUGAACCUGGCCGGCAGAGCUUGCAGUGAGCCGAGAUUGCGCCACUGCACUCCAGCCUGGGCGACAGAGCGAGACUCUGUCUCAAAAAUAAAGAAAAAAAAGAGAAAGAAAUACAGGGAGAUUCCGUGUGCUCUUUAUGUAGUUUCCCCAAAUGGUGACAUCUUACAAAACUAUAUUUUCACAACCAGCAUAUUGACAUUGAUACAGUCAGAAUACAGAACAUUUCCAGUAACACCAAGAUGCCUCAUGUUUUAUAGCCACAUCCGCUAUCCACUGGUCCCCCCUUCUUAAACUGGCAUCCACGAGUGUGUCUUCUGUUUGCGUAAUUCUCGUCCUUUCCAGAAUGUUAUGUAAAUGGAAAUACACAUCAUGUAAUUUUUUGAGCUAUGCUUUUUUUCACUCAGCAUAAUUCUCUAGGCAUUCAUCCAGAUUUUGUGUAUUAAUUCUUCAUAUCUUUUUAUUGCUGAGUAAUAGUCCAUGACAUGAAUGUACCACAUUUUGUUUAACUAUUCACCGAUUGAAGGAUAUUUGGGUUGUUUCCAGUUUGGGGCUAUUAUGAAUAAAGCUGCCAUAAACA